Microthlaspi erraticum is the source of this 2175-nucleotide messenger RNA. The record is from the annotation of a GenBank genome assembly. Lineage: Eukaryota; Viridiplantae; Streptophyta; Magnoliopsida; Brassicales; Brassicaceae.
AUGGCAACACCGAUUCAGCCUCCUACGGCUACGGAGGAGGUCUCAGCGCCUCCACCAAUGGCGUCGCCUCCAACUAAACCUUCGUCUCCCGGUGAUAAUGACAUUUCUCCAACGAGAGAGCCCACUAAUGGCAAUUCACCGGAGAUCCCAAACCCUCCAGCUCAAUCUCCUCCUCCUCCGGCGACUCCUUUACCAUCCCCACCACCACAACCUUCUACCUCACCACCUCCGCCAAGUGGAGCUCCUCCUCCUACUCAACCACCACCUGAGAGCUCUCCUCCUCAACUUCCCGCCAUUUCACCACCCCCACUAUCAGCUCCGCCACCGGAAAUCUCUCCUCCACCACCUGCAUUAGACCCUCCUGUAAAUCCACCUCCAUCACCCACGUUAGACCCACCGUUACAUUCACCUCCACCUCCGCCAUCACUUCCUCCGCCUUCCCCACCAGCCUCAGAACCUCCUACUCAGUCACCUCCUCCUCCACGAGAUCCAGAACGUCCUCCUCCUCCACCAAAUUCUAAACGUCCUCCUCCUCCUCCACCAGAUUCAAGACCUCCUGCUGAUUCACCUCCUCCACGAGUUCCAGAACCUCCUGCUAAUUCACCUCCUUCUCCUUCUCCUCCUCCUCCACGAGAUCCAAAACGUCCCGUGAAUUCUUCACCUCCACCACCAGAGGAAAUUCACUCACCUCCCAAGCCAAGUCCAACAGCUCCUUCACCUUCGAAUUCUUCUUCAUCACCGCCGACAUUGCCUUCAUCACCGCCUUCUCCUCCUCAAAAAUCUGGAGCAGGGCCAGAUAACCCAUCUCCAAACAGCCCUACUCCUCCUACCGUGAUAAAUAUUUCCAGCCCUUCUUCAAGUAUUGGUUCAGCGGCUGUCGUCGGUGUAAGUAUCGGUGUGGUCCUUGUGCUGCUUAGUCUUCUUGGACUUGUUUUCUUGUGCUUGAAGAGACGGAAAAAGAAGCUUUCUGCCACUGGAGGUGGCUAUGUUAUGCCUUCUCCUUUGGAUUCCUCCCCAAGAUCAGAUUCAGCGUUAUUGAAGACAAACUCUUCCGCGCCUCUAGUGGGAAAUCGUUCGAGCAACCGAACGUUUUUCUCACAGUCAGAACCUGGUGGCUUUGGUCAGUCGAAGGAACUGUUCUCGUACGAAGACCUUGUCAUAGCAACAAAUGGGUUCUCGGAUGAGAAUCUAUUGGGUGAAGGCGGGUUUGGUCGUGUAUAUAAAGGGGCUUUGCAAGAUGGAAGAGUGGUGGCUGUGAAGCAGUUGAAAUUAGGUGGAGGACAAGGUGACCGAGAGUUCAAAGCUGAGGUUGAGACCAUUAGCAGAGUGCAUCACCGGAAUUUGCUUUCUUUGGUUGGAUACUGCAUCUCAGAGAACAGGAGGUUGCUCAUUUAUGAUUAUGUCUCUAACAACAACCUCUACUUCCACCUUCAUGCUGCAGGAACUCCUGGUCUGGACUGGGCAACACGCGUUAAAAUCUCUGCUGGUGCGGCUCGUGGAUUAGCUUAUCUCCAUGAAGAUUGUCAUCCUCGUAUCAUACACAGGGACAUCAAAUCAGCCAACAUUCUUUUAGAUGAUAACUUCCACGCUCUGGUUUCUGACUUUGGUCUUGCAAAGCUAGCUCUCGACUGUAACACACACAUUACAACUCGGGUUAUGGGAACAUUCGGCUACAUGGCUCCUGAAUAUGCAUCAAGUGGCAAACUAACCGAGAAAUCAGAUGUCUUCUCCUUCGGGGUUGUUCUACUUGAGUUGAUCACUGGACGUAAGCCCGUUGAUACAUCACAGCCUUUGGGAGAUGAGAGCCUUGUUGAAUGGGCCCGUCCUUUGCUUAGUCAUGCCAUGGAAACGGAAGAGUUUACAGCUUUAGCAGAUCCCAAGCUUGGAGGAAACUAUGUUGGCGCUCAAAUGUUUAGAAUGAUUGAAGCAGCGGCUGCUUGUAUUCGCCAUUCAGCUGCAAAGAGACCUCGAAUGAGUCAGAUUGUGAGAGCUUUUGACAGUCUAGCUGAGGAAGACCUCACCAACGGGAUGAGACUAGGCGAAAGCGAGAUCAUCAACUCAGCAGAGCAGUCUGCAGAAAUCAGAUUGUUUAGAAGAAUGGCUUUUGGCAGCCAAAACUACAGUACAGAUUUUUUCACUCAUAAUGUUUACAAUAGCAGAGACGAAAACGUGUAA